Manis pentadactyla (Chinese pangolin) is the source of this 4241-nucleotide messenger RNA. RefSeq names its product STEAP4 metalloreductase (gene STEAP4). Bases 135 to 1538 code for a protein of 467 amino acids. Gene Ontology annotation, biological process: copper ion import. NCBI's taxonomy places the organism in Eukaryota, Metazoa, Chordata, Mammalia, Pholidota, Manidae. The transcript has 5 exons. Gene Ontology annotation, molecular function: ferric-chelate reductase (NADPH) activity; cupric reductase (NADH) activity. Gene Ontology annotation, cellular component: plasma membrane; endosome. The record is from RefSeq and is a predicted model, not a curated record.
CUUAUACCCGGGAGAGCAGCGGCCCGCAGCCCAGAGCCGGAGCGCGAAGAAGCCUCGCCGCCCCUGGCCGGCCCGCGCGCCCCGCUGCAGCUGCGCUAGACCGUAGCCGCCUGGGAGGCACCUCGCCGGCAGUUAUGGAGAAAACUUCUACAGAUGCACUUCCUCUUACUGUGAAUUCUUUAGAAAAGCAAGAGGCCAUAUGUAUUUUUGGAACUGGAGAUUUUGGAAGAUCACUGGGACUUAAAAUGCUCCAAUGUGGUUAUCCCAUUGUUUAUGGAAGUCGAAAGCCCUGGAUGUCCAGUCUGUUGCCUAAUGGUGCAGAGGUCUUGAGCUAUUAUGAAGCAGCCCAGAAAUCUGACAUCAUAAUCAUAGCAAUCCACAGGGAGCAUUAUGAUUUUCUCACCAAACUAACUGAGGUUCUCAAUGGGAAAAUACUGGUUGACGUCAGCAACAAUCUCAAAAUCAAUCAGUAUCCAGAAUCGAAUGCAGAGUACCUUGCUCAGUUGGUGCCAGGAGCCCUGGUAGUGAAAGCAUUUAACACUGUCUCAGCCUGGGCUCUCCAGUCUGGAGCACUGGAUGCAAGUCGGCAGGUGUUUGUCUGCGGAAAUGACAGCAAAGCCAAGGAGAGAGUGAUGGACAUUGUUCGUACUCUUGGGCUAACUCCGCUGGAUCGAGGAUCCCUCCUGGCAGCCAAUGAAAUUGAAAACUACCCCCUGCAACUAUUUCCAAUGUGGAGGUUUCCCUUCUAUUUGUCUGCUGUUCUGUGUGUAUUCCUCUUUUUCUACUGUGUUGUAAGAGACGUAAUUUAUCCUUAUGUUUAUGAAAAGAAAGACAGCACAUUUCGCAUGGCUAUUUCCAUUCCAAAUCGUAUCUUUCCAAUAACAGCACUUACACUGUUGGCCUUGGUUUACCUGCCCGGUGUUACUGCCGCCAUUCUGCAGUUGUACCGAGGCACGAAAUACUGCCGAUUCCCAGACUGGCUUGACCAUUGGAUGCUUUGCAGAAAGCAGCUUGGCUUGGUAGCACUGGGAUUUGCCUUCCUCCACGUGCUCUACACACUUGUGAUUCCCAUUCGUUAUUACGUACGAUGGAGGUUGGGAAACAUAACCGUUACCCAGGCAACGUCCAAGAAAGAAAACCCAUUUAGCACCACUACUGCCUGGAUGAAUGAUGCAUAUAUAGCUUUGGGAAUCCUUGGGUUUUUCCUGUUUGUACUCUUGGGAAUCACUUCCUUGCCAUCAGUUAGCAACACGGUCAACUGGAGAGAGUUCCGAUUUAUCCAGUCCAAACUGGGUUAUUUGACCCUGAUUUUGUGCACAGCCCACACCCUGGUGUAUGGCGGGAAGAAAUUCCUCAAUCCCUCGAACCUCAAAUGGCACCUGCCUUCAGCCUACGUGUUAGCGCUCAUCAUCCCUUGCACUGUGCUGGUGAUCAAGUUGAUCCUCAUCCUGCCCUGUAUAGACAAAACCCUUACACGGAUCCGCCAGGGCUGGGAAAGGAACUCAAAAUCAGCAUUGAAUGGAAGAACAGAUAUUUAAAGUGAAGUUCAAUUCACUCCGACUUCUGAACUACACAUUAUUAAAUGUUUAGAGAUGAAUAAAUAGGUUCAGUUAAGAAAAAAUUUUUCUCCCAUUGUCAUCUGAAGUUUGUGAAUGCAAAAGGAAAUGUUGCCUGACUUUGAGAAAUUGACAGAUUGGAAGAAAACUCCUUUUUAUGUCAGGUUAGUGAUGAAUCAGUGCAGGCACCUGCCUCUCCUUUUCCCGGAGGCAGCAUAGUUGAGGUCGCUUUGUGGUUUCACACUGAGAAGCUUCUUUAUUGUGGACAACAUGCAUGACCUAAUGUCUUGCAAAAGCCAGAGGAAGCACACGCAACUUCCUUCUCUAGCUCGAGGACUAAGUAGAAUGAAAGAGAAAAUAGUAAGAUGUUUGCCACUGACAACCUUAUUAGGUGUGUCUAUAGAAAGGGCCAAAUGAAGUAAAAGGAAUGAGAUCUUUUUUGUUCUUUGGUUUUCGGGAAGUGAAGGUGAUCAUAAAUAUUGCCAUAGUGAAUUUGGCAACUGAAUGUGCUCUUUGACUUUGCUUUUACCAAUAUGGACAUGUACUGUGGGGAACUGUUUUAUAACACAACAAAAAUACCACAAUUGAUUCAAAAUAACCAUGAGUUGGAUAUAUUCAAAUCUGUACAGUUGUCAUAAGAUCUUUUGUACAAGGAAUAGAUACAGGAAAGAUUGAGUUCAAAUUGAUGGAUAUUCACCUGGGUUUUCUCAAUGUACAAUAAGCAGGGAAGGGGUGAUAAAAGUUCUUUCUGAAAAAGCUCAAAUAAACCAGAAUUCUAGUUAACAAACUAAAUAAAUUUUGUAAAGUUGCACUAUAUUAGGUUUGGUAUUAUUUAGGUAUUGUGGUAUACUUUGUAAAUAGCAUAUUCCAAAUAUUAUUCAAUAUUAUUCACCAAUAAAGUGAAUUUGAGUAUUAAAAAGUUGCUUUUACACUUUGUCAUAGCUUAUUAUAAUUUCAAGUGGUGAAAUUAAAUAAGCAAUGAAACUGUAAGUUUGAUGCACAGAUGAGAGAGAAUUAUGGUAAGUCUUAGGGCAGAGAGGUGUGAACAGUAUUUAUAAUCUGAGACUUGGUUCUCUCUCAAAUCCUUGCUGGAAUACACAACAGUUGUGUCUGUUUUCUGUGCUGACACUGCCAUUUCUAAGACGACCUCCUGCAGGAUCAGCCUUCCUGGCUCAUGAGUGGAGCUGAAAGAAGCCUUAUGCAUGAUCUUCCCACGUACCAAAAUAACCAAAAGGCUUUGGGUUUGACAUUUUUCUGCCUGCUCUGCAAAGGCCAUUUCAUUUUUUUUUUUAACUUUGAUCAUCAUAUAUUCUAGAUGACAUUAUACACAAUGAUUAAAAUAUAUUAAAACAUUACCCACAAUCCAGGAUACUUUUUUAUAAAACUUUCUCAAACUAGUUAUGUAUCUAUCCUGGAUAUUCUAUUUAAAUCCUUUUUCACUUCGUGUAUCAGUGGCUUUGCUCUCUGGUUCACCUGGUGAACUGGGUUUGUUCACCUGGUGUAUGUAUUUAAUUAGUGGCUGCAUGUUAUUACAUCAAAUGAGCAUUUAUUUAGUCGCUACGCUAAUUAACCAUAGAGGUUAUAUCCAUUUUUUUACUAAAGCAAGUAAAAGUUCAGAGAGUAUCUUAGCAUUUAUAACAUUUUUCCAUGUUUUAAAUCAUUUCCUUAGAAUACUUGCCAAGAAUUCGGAUUCCAAAAUUAAAGAACUUCUAACAACAUUUGAUAUAAAUUAUUUCUAAAGUGACCUUGUCAAUAUCAUUGUUACUGGAUGAGGGUGUUGCUUUCAUCAUACUCUUAUAGGUUUUGCUUUUCAAGAUAUACAGAACCUGUGCACCAUUCAUUUAUCCUUGAUCCACUCAAGUAAGGAUACAAAAACUCUGAAAGAGGAGCAGAGCUGUGGAGUGUGGUGCUUGACCCUAGAGCGUCAGUGGGAAAGGCAAGGAAAGUGUCACUAUCACCCACUCUCCCUCAGGCAAAACAGUGAAGGGUUGUAGGGUUGGAACGUGCUCUUUGGUUAAAGAAUUGGCUGAUUAGAUUAAGGACCAUCUAGGGUGAUCUAGAUAAGAGAGCCCUUGGGGUUAACCAGGCUUUUUUGUAAAAGAUGAUAGGAUUCACUGGGUCACAGUUCAUCGCUAAAAAUAGGAAGUGCUACUUCUAGGUAAAAAAAAAAAAAAACUUACCCAGAGUAAAAAGGCCCCACUUUUAUAACUCAGUAAAAAUACCUUAUCUGGGUAUUUAAUAAAAAGCCAUCAUGAGGCCAGGCAGGUAAAGAGCGCCCCCUGGUGGCUUUGGCAUAACAGUGCAUUGCAGGCUGAACUACAGCCUCAACUACAAGGGUUUUCUUGCUGACCAGAUAAGCCAAAUUCCUCCCUUGAUGCCUCCCAACACUCUUCCCUCCCCAAACCAUCAAACAAGUUUGGCCAUCUACAGAUGACUCCUCCGGGUUUUUUCAGGUGGAAAGAAUGAGUUUGGAAUGGAUGGAAAUAGGUGCAUUGUGUAACUGUAUUCCUAUUAACGGGUCCAAACUGUUCUACAUAAAGUUAGAUUGAACUUCACUGUUGGUGUGUUUCUUAUAUUCUAAGAAGACUUUUAUUAAACUCAUAGACCUUUUAUUUUUGUAUGUUUUCCCCAUGUUGAUGGAUGACAGCUUUUGUAUAUAUGUACUCACUAAACAUUUUAAAAAUA